Molecule: messenger RNA, 1804 nt
Organism: Puntigrus tetrazona (Sumatra barb)
Lineage: Eukaryota; Metazoa; Chordata; Actinopteri; Cypriniformes; Cyprinidae
Gene: tubg1
Product: tubulin, gamma 1
Biological process (GO): cytoplasmic microtubule organization; mitotic sister chromatid segregation; microtubule nucleation
Cellular component (GO): centrosome; gamma-tubulin complex; spindle
Molecular function (GO): GTP binding; structural constituent of cytoskeleton
Source: RefSeq, a predicted model, not a curated record
AUGUCAGACUUGUUGGAGUUUGAGUUUUGGAAGCAGCUAUGUGCUGAGCAUGGCAUCAGCCCAGAGGGCAUCGUAGAGGAGUUUGCCACUGAGGGUACAGACCGGAAAGAUGUCUUCUUCUAUCAGGCAGAUGAUGAGCACUAUCCUCGUGCUGUGCUGUUGGACCUGGAGCCAGUCAUUCACACCAUCCUGAACUCUCCAUAUGCCAACCUAUACAACCCAGAGAACAUCUACCUGUCUGAGCAUGGCGGUGGAGCCGGCAACAACUGGGCCAGUGGCUUCUCUCCAGUGGGGAAAUUACAGGUUAACAACGUUAACUUGUUUGAAUUAAAAUGUGGUCAAUGUAUUCAUUUCAGGGAGAAAAUCCAUGAGGACAUCUUUGACAUCAUUGACAGAGAGGCAGAUGGCAGUGACAGUCUGGAGGGGUUUGUGCUUUGCCACUCAAUCGCUGGGGGAACAGGAUCUGGUCUUGGGUCAUACCUAUUGGAGCGACUGAACGACAGGUAUCCUAAAAAACUGGUUCAGACUUACUCUGUCUUUCCUAACCAAGAUGAGAUGAGUGAUGUUGUCGUACAGCCAUAUAAUUCUCUUCUGACGUUAAAGAGACUGACCCAGAAUGCAGAUUGUGUGGUUGUGCUGGACAAUACUGCUUUGAACAGAAUCGCCACGGACCGGCUGCACAUACAGAACCCUUUCUCUCAGAUUAACCAACUGGUGUCCACUAUAAUGUCAGCAAGCACAACAACCCUCCGUUACCCUGGAUAUAUGAACAAUGAUCUGAUUGGUUUGAUUGUCCUCAUCCCUACUCCCCGCCUCCACUUCCUCAUGACUGGAUACACACCACUGACCACCGAUCAGGCUGUGGCGAGUGUGAGGAAGACUACAGUUCUUGAUGUGAUGAGGAGGCUCCUGCAGCCCAAGAAUGUUAUGGUGUCCACAGGCCGAGACCGUCAGACCAAUCAUUGCUACAUUGCCAUUCUCAACAUCAUUCAGGGAGAGGUGGACCCCACACAGGUCCACAAGAGUUUGCAGCGAAUCAGGGAGAGAAAGUUGGCUAAUUUUAUCCCAUGGGGUCCGGCGAGUAUUCAGGUGGCACUGUCUCGCCGAUCCCCCUACCUGCCGUCAGCUCAUCGUGUCAGUGGACUUAUGAUGGCUAAUCACACCAGCAUCUCUUCACUGUUUGAGCGUACCUGUCGUCAGUAUGAUAAGCUGAGGAAGAGGGAGGCCUUCCUCGAACAGUUCAGGAAGGAGGACAUAUUCAAGGACAACUUUGACGAGCUGGAUAACUCUCGUGAGGUGGUUCAGCAGCUCGUGGAUGAAUACAGCGCCGCCACACGUCCCGACUACAUCUCCUGGGGCACACAAGAGCAGUGAAAUCCCCUCGGCUCACUCCCUAAAGCUCUCAGAGCGGAAAAGGGCAGGCUCUAAACUCAUCCUGUAAAAUACACAGUGACUCCAGUAGCGUAUAACGUUAGCGAAUUUCAGUAGGGAGCCAACUCCAGAGACUUGUGUCCAUAAAUCUUUUACCAUAGUGUUCUGCCAGAGGCUUCUCUGCAUUACUGCUGUGGUGAGAUCCACUCACGUAUAUAUAUUUACAUGUCAUUUGUCAUGUUUACGGGCCUAUAAGAAGUUCUUCAUAACCUGGUGCCUCUAUCCUGAACUUUCACUCUUUCUCUUUCUCUCUCCUCCUGUUUUCCUCGAUCAGAGUAUAUUUAUGGCUCUGUCUCAAUCUAUUUUUGUACUGCACUCUGCACUCUUCUGCACAAAAUCUACAUCAAUCUACGUCAAGGUGGCCUGCACACAA